AUGCUGUGCCUAAUUCGAGGUGUAAUGGGACUGCAAAUUUUCGGCGUGGCAGACUUGUUAUUUUUCUCCACGUCGAUGGCUCCCGCCUGUGAAAUCAAGUUGGCAUGCCGGUUCUCCGUAUCCACUAAACCAAAAGUGGAAAUGGUGCCGCUGAGCACAGUCAGCCUCAUUCUCCACGACGCUAAGCGGCCGAAGCUCUUUCGGCCUGUAAGCUCCGACUACGCGUCCAGCAUCUCGCGCGAUCUGCUUCCUUAUCCUCACCCCUCCACCAUACGAGCGCACGCCGUCGCAGAUCAAGUUCAGAACGGAAGCGCCAUGGACUACGAUAUUAACAUGGACGAUGUAGCCGACGGCUUUGCACCUCCGACAGCGACGAUUGGCGACGGCACAAACAUCGCACAACCCGCCACAGCGCCGUCUCCCUCGAAUGAACGCGACCUCGAAGAUUCUACCAUAGUACGUAACAAGGUACACAUCCGAGGUCUGGACACAUUGACCACGGACGACAUCAAAAUCUACGUGAAGAGUCAUUUUGGUACUCCAGAGAGAGUUGAGUGGAUCGAUGACGAAUCCGCAAACCUGCUUUUUGGGUCGGAAAGUACGGCACAAGAGGCUCUGGCAGCAUUGAGCGCCAUUGAAAUUGCCGACGUAACUCAGUUGCCUCCUAAGGAGACGAUUCCAGCCAAGGCCGUCGCAUCCCACCCAGACGUCAAUCUUCAAAUUCGAUUUGCCGUUAUUUCCGACAAGAAGAUACGAGGUGCUGCUGAGCGAAGCCGGUUCUACCUUCUCCACCCCGAAUUUGACCCGGAGGAGAGAAGACGACGUGAGGGAAACAGAAACAGAUAUCGCAAUCGGGACGGAGAUGAUCGUCACCGCAAUGGCCGUGGAAGAAAUCAACGCGACCGAGACUCGAGCCCUGAGGUGUUCCAUGCGAGCAUGUAUGAUGACGAUGAGGACACACUGGCAGACCGAAGACCCGCACGUCACCCGAGAUCUCGCUCAAGAGAUUCGACGCCGCGUGACGAGCGAUCCUAUGCGUCUCGCAAUCAGGAAAAGGAGCUGUUCCCUGGGCGGUCAUCACGAGCAGGAAACCGGCAACGAAAUCGUUCCGCUUCACCUAUGCGGGAUCUGGAUGGUGACGCAGCCAUGGACGUUGAGGCAGCACGCGCGCCGAGGGCCAGCAACCGAAACAAUAGAGAAAGGGCAUCGGGCAUCAGGGAUCGUCUAGCUGAAGACAACAAAUCCAAGGAACUGUUUCCCAUAAAGGGCUCAUCGAUGGGCAAGACGCAUAUGGACAGGGUCAUGGACGGCGCGGACGAAGCCACGCGAAUCAUGCAGCAAAAGAUGAGCGUGAGCAACGACCGCCACGGCAGGAAGGACCUAUUCGAUCGGGACAGAGUCGAUAAUGCAGGUUCAAGUGCUGGAUUCUCCAUCAAGGGCGCGGCGGCCGCGAACGUCAAGGAGCUGUUCCCGAGCCGCUUUGGAGGUGGUGGCAAUACGGGAAAAGAGCUAUUCGCUGACAAGUUAGAGGGCCGUGGCCUUGGCAAGAUGAAGGAGACUAUCUUUACGACGAGUUUGGGAACACAGCCGACAGCGCACGCUCAACCGAUGUGUCCAGGCUGGGCAUUUUUCCAGAGGGAGUUGAAAGGAUUUUGGGAUAACCAUCCAACUAGAAUACUCUUACGGCUGGGUAGGGAGGCAAGAGCUGUGUCGGUAAACUUUCAGGCCACUGAGUACCCGUAUCAUGUAGCAGCUGAGGAAGGCACGCCUAGUCUGAUGUACUCGCCACUUCCAAUCGGUCGAACGCGCCUGACUUCGAUCCCUCGCCUGCCCUUGCUCGUUUCUUCCUCCUAUCCGCGUACAUGGCGAUAUCUCAUUCAAGCUUCACCUUCAUGUCCCACUCGCCCUUUACCUCAAUCAAUCACCCACGGUGAUUCCCGCACAGAAUCCGACCUCUCUCCUGCUCUUUCAUAUCAAUGUACGCGUCAAAAGGCCGUUGAAAAACAUCACCUUUUCUACGUCUCUUACGAUCGAUCUCAAAAUUCACCACUGGAAGACUCACAAGACUUCACCGCCACAAUCCAGUUGCCAACGGAUAUCUGCCAUCAGCCAGCCAACAUGGCGGACUUCUCAUGGACAAAACCGUUGCCUCCCCGACGAAGAAGAUCAGAGCUCACGCUGAGCAAUCCACCUCCGGAUGAAGAAGAAUCUGUUGCGCACCUCGGCGUUCCCUCUGUUCGAUCGCGCCAGUGGAAGCCCAUUCCCCGCAUUGCGAGUCUCGAUGUUCUGAGUGCAGCUAGAUUGGGCACAAGCAACAGCCCAAGCAUUAAAUCAGACGGCUCGCAGUCAUCCUGUCAUCGGCUGUCGCCAUCCCCGGCAGAGCCAACUGAGCCAGCCGAUACAGCCUGGUACCAAGAGCGAGACGAGACGGAACGUGCUCUCUCACUGGAGCAGAUGAUUAAUGCGUUACACUACACGAUGAUGACCAAGAAUGUCCUCGAUCCGGUUCCCAGAGAGUACAACUCCUACAUCUUGCACUUAUUAGAGGGUUACUGGGAUCUCCAGGAGCGGCUGAGGAAGACAGAGCAGGAGCUCGCAGAGGAGAAGGAGACAAAGUUGAAGAGCCUUGAAGAGUUCACCAAGAUGUCUGAGGAAUGGGAGUCGAAAGAGGCCGACUUCCGCGCUGAGAUCAAACGUAUGGAACUAGUUCUUGUCGAUGUAACUCCUGCAGGUGUUGGUGCAGUGGUUCUGGCGAGGUCUGGCAGUCUCGUCGACAGAAGCGCAAAAUCCUCGAGACUUUUCAAGGCCAGGGUCGAGAAGGCUAAAGAAAGUCCCCAGAAAGGUGAUGACAGCACCAGCAAAGUCGACAGCCUAGAUAACCCACGGAUCUCCAUGGGCUCUGGGAGUCCCCUCCUGAACCAUCGAACCUUCUUAGAUGACAAUGCCGAUGUUGAACUGAGCAAGGGUCUGAGAAAGGCCGAACGACGACAACAGCGGGCCUCGAGACGAAGGAAGAAGGAGGCCCUCUUUCCGUCGUUCAACAUAGCAUGGGAUAGCUCAUCGGAAGAAGAAGCAAAUAAAUCAACAUCGAUUCAGAAGACAACCAGGUUACCUGGCUUGGAGUCUAUGAAGCCUCAACCAUUACGACGAGCGGCACCAUCCGCGCAGAUCGCCACUCCAGAAUCGUCCGCAAAGAAAACCGCCGUUCCUGGAACCUGUGAGCAUGCCGAUACACAUUACCGGCCUGACGACGCACCACAUACCGGCGUAGAAUUGGCCGAAAACGGAUCGGCCGCAACGGGCAUGCCGAAGCAGGAGCGGCCGCCAGGUACCGACCCGGAUGUCAUGACGGCUACGACUGGCCGAAGAACCUCAGGGACCCGCCGCCAUAUGAGAGACUUCUCCUUCGACGCCGGAGAAGAUAGCGUUCAGCUGCAGGCCCUGUCUGGAAAAGCUGGUAUUCCUUACGGAAACGAUGUUUCCGUGGGCCGGCCAGCGGCUUUCCCUCCUCAGCGCCCCCGUUCGUCAGAUAAAGUAGCUCCAAUGGCAUCAUUUACUGCAGGACCUUCCAACCAGCAGGACCAAACACUUCACAGCCAUGCACAGGAGUCGCUGGACAAAGACGAAGGCAAUACCCUCGAAACACGCUCUGGGGUUGAGCAAAUCGGCGCAGAAGGUGGCAGACAGGCCACGAGACCUAGUCUCCUGGAUAGACGGCGAAGCUCCCGCUCACACAAGUCGUCCAUGGCUAUCCUAACGGACGGAAGUACCACACACGCAAACCAAGCACACAUGGCAGCAAGGGAGGCCUUGAAGCGGUUGGGCAACGAGGAACAGGAUCAAGGCCGGUCCCAGCAGAAUGUACUUGCUCCAGGAGUUACGGUAGACUACGCUUGCUGCGGUUUCAGGGUCAUGUCAACAUAUCUCUCUCUCCUUUCCUCCCUCCUUGCGUCGCCUGGCUGGAACAUCGUCACUCCAUUCCAGAUCGAGCCAUCGUGUGGACAUGACGUGUUCCAUCGGAUGCUUGGUGAGCUUACGCCCCCCAUCAUCGGACUCCUCGAUCCUUACUCGCGCUUGCAUGAAGCCGUUUCUGUCGCUCCAAACUUGGCUUGGGAAAAGGGAAAAUGGAUAUGCCACGGUUCCGGAGAGAAGCUCGCGAAGCGAAAGGGGAGAAUUAAACCAACCCCUGGAACAGAUCAUCAGGCGAGGCCGUGGAAGAGAGAGGAUACGACUGCGGGCCGUGUGCAACGGGCCGAACGCGGAUGGAUGUGUACAAGCUCACGGCUCGAGUACGAGGUGAUUUCAUAUGUGACCAGAAUAACGACUAACAGCCUGGUAAUGAGUAGGCAUCGAGACAAACUUCUCGCCAACCCAGAUCAACUAGUGAAAGGCGUCAGAACCCAACGAAGCCAUAAACAGUCGGGAGAGCGGGGGCUUCUUCACGCCCCCCUCGGCGGACGGAGAAAAGCCAGCGGAACGCUACUACCAAAAAAGCUCCCGCUAGUGCCCAGGCUUUGCCAGCGGAAGACCGAGUGGCAGAGAGAGAGAGAGAGCGAGGGAGAUGCUGCAAACAAACUUGCACCGAUGCGGUCACUUGCUCCGGAGGCCCGCCUUUCCAAGCUGAAGCCAUUCUGCGCGCACCACGGAGAUGGCAAGAAGGGAAAACGAAAACGGUCUUGUAACCUUGAACGCCGGCGGUUGAUUAGCGAAGGCGUUUCGUUACCAGAUUCCUGGGUCAUUCUGUUGGGUUUUCCUAGUACAAUCCUAUGUCGUGUCAUUCGACGACUCGACCGUUGCGGUUCCAAGCCUCCGGCGUCCGCAUCCUUCUGGGUGCAUAUUGUAUUGCGCGGCGGCUUGACGGGCCCGGGGAUGACCGCGUCCAGGGGUCGUGAAUCGCCAUUUUAUUCGCGCAACGAGACUCUUGAACACAUCGCCAGAGUGGCCUCGAAUAGCGUCUGGCUGAGACAUCACUGGGAGAGGGAGAAAAGCUUCCACUCCUUUCCCCGCCUCGACUUGACUGUUGAACGAGAGCUGAUGUCAACCACGGAUUGCAACUACAUCCCGAGAUCUUCAUCAUCAUCAGCCGCAUCAUCAUCACUUAAUGAGGACCAGGGAAGAAGAGAGCAGAGACAUCACGACGCGAACCAGGAUGGCAUGGUCGCCGUGGAAAGCGUUCUCUGUCCAACCCAAAAAUCUGAAGCAGGGAGUCAUAACUGUUGUAGACUUCAAGCCAUUCUUCUUUGCUUCUCGCGCAUUGGCUGCCAUACAGCCGCCGUGUAUGGCACAAUCAGAGGGACACCGUUUGCGUCCUCUGAAUAUGCGAGCGGGCCAAGUGAAGACAAGAACCUCGCGCGGCGGGUGAAGUAUAACGUUCUCCCGCGGCACCGUGGCACCUCAGGAGGACCCUGUGGACUGAUGGGUGCUAAUGGAGGCGUUAAGGGCGGCCCCGCGAGUCGCCGCACCGAGAACAAUGGCAUUGUCUACCUACCUAUUUUGGUUGACUCCAAGAUCCCUCUUCUGAAGGAGGUUAUCCUCGUCCUCAUCAUCCUCAACAUUCGAUGUCGUCUGUUUUCCAGUCUCUCAAGCCCCAACGGUUCGUUGGACCUCUUGAACCGGCUCCCUGAUAUUUUGCCCCGUUCCCUUCAGACGCAUAGUUCAGUUUACUUCAAUUCUGUCUCGUCGCAUAACAAGGAGACCGUCUUUGGCGACGAACGAUACCGCGAAGUAAAGAGUGCGACGCUUGUGAGGUGUUGGCGCACUAAUGGCCUAGACACGAGCUGCGGCCGACGCGUACCAUCGUCUGGUGGCAUCGUGUAG
Messenger RNA from Colletotrichum lupini, 5817 nucleotides. RefSeq lists its product as uncharacterized. Gene Ontology annotation, molecular function: mRNA binding; RNA 7-methylguanosine cap binding. Lineage: Eukaryota; Fungi; Ascomycota; Sordariomycetes; Glomerellales; Glomerellaceae. Gene Ontology annotation, cellular component: nucleus; cytosol. The transcript is spliced from 31 exons. Bases 1 to 5817 code for a protein of 1938 amino acids. The record is from RefSeq and is a predicted model, not a curated record.